Morone saxatilis (striped sea-bass) is the source of this 5328-nucleotide messenger RNA. It is a transcript of the gene micall1a, whose product is annotated as MICAL-like 1a. The record is from RefSeq and is a predicted model, not a curated record. Gene Ontology annotation, molecular function: protein binding. The transcript is spliced from 16 exons. Bases 982 to 3801 code for a protein of 939 amino acids. Lineage: Eukaryota; Metazoa; Chordata; Actinopteri; Moronidae.
ACGGUAACGUAACGAGACUGUAACUGUAACGAGACUGUAACUGUAACGUGACUGUAACGAGACUGUAACUGUAACGUGACUGUAACGUAACGGUAACGUGACUGUAACGAGACUGUAACGAGACUGUAACGUUGGCUCCACCGGUUGGACGACAACGUGACAUUGAGGAGGGCGGCAGCAGGAGAGGUUGACAACUCUUCACUCACCUCUUCACUUAACGCAGCUGGGCUGCUUUGUUCAACCUCCAUUGUUCAGGAUAUUAUUAUAUUUUUUAUAGUUGGCUUUAAUUUGGUUGUCACCAAGGCGACGUCGCGAGUAGCGCUCGGUAACAGACUUUUUUUUAAAUCCAGCGUUACAGUGUCUGGUUUGAACAGCCUUUGCAGUCACUGCAGCAGCAGCAGCAGCAGACUAAACGCCGUGCUGUGGUCCACCUCAAGGAGGAAACUGUCACCUCUGCUUCGACUGAAACUGUAUCAUCGCCCUGAACCUGGCAGAGUCGAUCACCAACAACAAGCAGACUGCACACAGCCGGCUAGCAGCGGGCUAACAGCUAGUUAGCUGUAAGUCGACUACGUGAAGAACUUUGUUGGCAAGCUACCACUACCAACUCAUCAUCAGCGGCGUCUUUAACCCCCUGCCUCUGGUCAAAGUCCCCGUUUAGAUGCAGAUACCGCUAUCUGAAUAACUGGGUACAGGAGAUAAAGUAGGAGCAUCAUGCACAUUGUUGUUGCAAAAGUGAGCUAACACCCAGCUAGCUUUCAAGCCAUGCUAGUGUUUAACGUGACUCGCUGGCUGUUCAUGAAUGUACCGGAUCGGGACGUCGGGUGUUGCCUGGAGGUCGGCCCUCCACUGAACCGCUGCUGAUGACUGGUUGGUGACUGGAGAAAAGACCUGGUGUCGUCUCCUGUCUCGCCUGGGACAAAAGAAACUCGCCUUUAUUUGCCAAGAAUAGUUUCUUUCUAUGAUUUCUGUGACAACAGUAUGAUGGGAUCUCUGAAGGCUCUCCAGGAGUGGUGUCGGAUACAGUGUGAGAACUACAACGAUGUGGAAAUAAGGGACAUGUCAACGUCCUUUCGGGACGGUCUGGCGUUUUGUGCCAUAAUACAUCGUUACAGACCAGAGCUGAUAGACUUCGGCUCGCUGUCUAAAGACAAUGUCUACGAGAACAACCGACUGGCAUUUGAAGUGGCAGAGGCAGAGCUGGGGAUUCCAGCCCUGUUGGACCCAGAAGACAUGGUGUCCAUGAAAGUGCCUGACCGACUCAGUAUCAUCACAUACGUCUCCCAGUAUUACAACUUCUUCAACAACAAGUCUCAAGCAAACCCCCCUUGCAUGAAAAGGCUGAGUUCUGUUGGCCAUAAUGAGCCUGCCCAGAAAAGGCCCUCAACCCCAUUGGAAGACAAAGGGGUUGAGUCUGAGCCGAUCCAGUCCGUGCAGACAGGUGUAGAAGCGGUUGCAGCAGUGAAGCGCAGCACGCUCAGCAGUACCUGCGCCGCCUGCCAGAAACACGUCCACCUGGUGCAGAGGUUUCUGGUGGACGGCAAGCUCUACCAUCGCAACUGCUUCAGGUGCAUAGAGUGUCACAGCACUUUGCUUCCUGGAUCCUACAAAUUAGGAAGCGACUCUGGAGCGCUGGUUUGCUCUCAUCACCUCGCAAGGCAUGCUUCAGCCAAUCAAAACGGCCGACCGGAUCUUAGUAAGAAACCAGCGGUAGUUCAGUCCACCAGGAUUGGUCGCGGCACAGUUCCUCACACCUCGCCCUCUGAGGAGGACCAGGCAAAGACUCUUCCUCCUGUGUGCCCAACAAAUGAUACCGACAUGCCUGCCAGUGACUCUGUCACAGUCACUGCUGUUGCAACAAAUAACGCAGACUCUUUGGAAAAAGCAAAAGACGAGGAUGGCAGUGGAGAGACAGAGGAGAUACCACGUUCUGCUUCUCCUCCCAACCCUUUUGAUGAGAGUGAUGAAGAGGAGGAAGAGGAGGAAGAGGAGGAGAAGGAGGAAGAUACUAAAACACCAGCCAACUUAACAACUAACGGGGACCUCCCUUCUACACCUGUCAGUCAUCAUGAAGGUGCCAGUCGGCCAGUACCAGCGCCCCGCCGGGUUGCUGAGCAAACCCCCCCUCCUCGCCCUGCGCCUCGGGUUCGGCUACCCCGUACAGGAGACGGCCUUAUAGCCGGUGAAAACCAGAAGCCUCCAACUCCUCCAAAGCCUCGAGAAAGAUCACAGUCUCCUGGAAGCCUGUCCAGUGGCACCCAUAAACCCAAAGACCCACCUUGGCUCGCCCUGGUCCAAUCAGAACACAAGAAGAAGAAAGCCCCUCCCCCUCCCCCUGCCGGACUGACAACCCCUCCCAAUACAGGCUCUCUGUCCUCUCUCAAAGGGGAGGGCUCCAGACCCAGCACGCCCCCUCCGCCCUCCAACCCAUUCGACGAGGAUGAUGAGGAUGAAACUAAGGAGCUAGAGGAAGAAGAGGGAAGUGAAGGAAGUGAGAUUCCAACCACAGUCGUGGCUACUCACCCUUGGUACAGCAUCACUCGGACAGCUGACGCAACAGGUGCAGACACCCCCCCUAGUGGAGGAAGCUCGUCCCGCUCCGCCAGCCCCGGGAGCGCCAACAGGAAGAAACGGCCGGCACCUCGUGCACCGAAGCCCCCUGCAGGUAACCAAGUUCUUCCUCACUCUCAGCCCUCCUCUUGCUCCCCCUCUCCAGCUCUCAGCACAGAGAGUCUGUCUUCAGGCUCAGACCACAGCUCCUCCCAGCCCCCGUUGGGUGGCAGUGCCAGCAGCGACCAGCAACACGCCUUCACCAAGAGUGUCUCAGAGCCCUCCAUCUGUUCACCGUGCGACUCUGCGGCCUCUCCUUCCUCCUCCUCCUCAGAGCACCUGCCUCAUCCCUCCCCAAGCCCUGUCCCUUCUCCAAUGCCAUCAAAUGCCAGCUCAGCUCCAGCCACCCCACAGACAGGUCGCAGCUUGGGGACCAAAGGGGCCGGAGCCCCUCCACCACGACCACCGACGACUCCCAGCCCAUUGGCCUCAGCAGCCACCCAGUCACACAAUAAGCGGAUCUGUAAAGAGAACCCGUUCAACAGGAAAGCCUCUCCCUCCCCUGCAAAAUCCAAAUCCAGACCACCAAAAGGCCCACGUCCCGCCAGACCCCCGGCCCCUGGUCAUGGCUUCCCUCUUAUUAAACGCAAGGUGCAGUCAGAUCAGUACAUCCCAGUGGAGGACAUCCACGGGGAGAUGAGUCAGCUGGAGAAGCAGCUGGAUGCACUGGAGCAGAGAGGAGUGGAGCUGGAGAAGAAGCUGAGGGACAACCCUAACGAUGAGGAUGAGGAGCACCUGUUGGUGGACUGGUUCACUCUCAUCCAUGAGAAACACCUUUUAGUACGACGAGAAGCUGAGCUGGUCUACACAGCAAAACAGCAGAACCUGGAAGAGAGGCAAGCGGAUGUGGAAUAUGAGCUGAGGUGUCUUCUCAACAAACCAGAGAAAGACUGGACAGAGGAGGACAAGAGUCGGGAACAGGAGCUAAUGGCGGAGCUGGUUACCAUCAUUGAACAGCGCAACCAAAUUGUGAACAACAUGGACCAGGACAGGCAGAGGGAAGAAGAGGAGGAUAAACUUAUCGGAGCCAUGCUGAAGAAAAAAGACUUCAAUAAGGACCCAGAGGGCGAGCAGCAGCAGCAGCAGCAGCAGAAGAAAAAAGGGGCAAAGUUCAAACCCAUUAAGGUGCUCAAGAGGCUGAGCCAUAAAGGAGAACCAGGCAAGAGCCCCCACAAGGAGAAAACACCAUAAAAAGGACAAAUUCUCCUCCCAGAGGACAUGAGACUAUUUUAAUAAAAUGACGGAGGAAAAAAAAAAAAAGAUGUGAGGAAAGAAAUAUAUCAGGUCAAUAAAAUCAAAGAUAUGUAUACAAAAGACGCCGCAUCGGCCGCUGGAUGAUACUUCGCCACCGUAUUGGACCGGGCAAGACGGGCCUUGCGACGAUCCGAACAACGGGCCAAAGCGGCGUCUGUGUAUACAUGUCUAUGAAUAAGAUGAGGUCUCAUUUAACUGUCAUUAAUGACUUGAAGUGCAGCCCUGUAUCCACUCCCUGCUCGCAUCUUACUUCACUAUUUUCCGUUGUGUGUUUUUAAAGAGACACUACAACAACUCAACGCUAUUAGAGCUGAUAUGUCUGUGAGCUCUCUGACCUGUCAAGCUAGGAUGUAUGAUUCGUAUGAUUCGUAAUUACUGCACUGAUGUGUUCUGUAUUGCUUCGCUAUCCUUGCAUUGCACAGCGUCUGUAGGUCUUUGUCAAGGCUCGGCAAAAGUGCGAUUCGUCAGUUCCCUUUGAAUGAAGUCAGUUGGAUGCAAGUUUUUAAUGUUUUAACUCUGCUCCUGAUGUACUCUCCUUGAAUAGCUUUCUCCUCCGCUCUGUGAUUCCAAUGGUUAGUAGAUGGAUAUCUGAGAAGGUUUCAUGUCAUGUCUGUCUGUCUUCAUCCUGUGGUACUAGCGAAAGAAAAGUUUUUUUAAGAUGUACUCUGCUUUAAAUUUUACCCUUGAAAUGCUCAAUCAACAAUGGAUACCUAAGCUCUUCUAGCUGCUAUGUUAUGGUUGUUUGUGGUUUCCUUGUUUUUCGUUUCUUCAGUGAUAGUUUAGUGAGGUCAUCUGUUUAAAUGCGUAUCAUUGAAGAUGUAGAUGAGUGUAGAUAGAGUAUUUAUGGGUGUGUGUGACUGGAAGCAAAGUGGGAGACUCAAUAAUUUAGAAAAUGUGAGGUGAGGAGGAGUCAUUAUAGAAAGUAUUCAACUUCAGAAGUCUGUUAGAAAAUGUAUUAAUAUAAAAGGUCACACAUACAAUAAUGAAUAUUAGACAUACAGUACAGUUAACAACUGUAGCAGAACCAGCUACCAGUUUAUAACAGUUUUAACCAUUGGGGAAAACCUGAAUAUGCAAUCAUUAAUUUAUAUUUUACUAUGCCUUUCUGUAUGUUUCCAUGUUUUGCCUUAAAAGUAUAAAAGUAAAAAUGUUAAUAUUGUUUGUAAGAGUGCCAUUUAUUUUAUUGCAUAUGUGGAUGAGCGUCAUUUGUUGGAGCUAAUGUAAAUGUCAGUAUGUUUACUCAUUCUGUUCCUGUUAUGUUAUUUAGAUUGUCUAUUUGUCCUCCAUUUUAAAUGGUAAUCUCUGUUCUGUCUGUUUGUGCUCUGUGCCUGUCCUCCUGUCCGGCUGAAACCAAGGGCUUCUGUAGUGCCACAUUUCUGUCAGCUAUACAUGGUCCUAAAACAGCAGCGGGAUUAUACAAAAUACUGACACUGGAAGGCAGAGGAAUAAAAUAACUUAAUGCAA